Messenger RNA from Anastrepha obliqua, 1152 nucleotides. RefSeq names its product alpha-tocopherol transfer protein-like. Bases 93 to 1022 code for a protein of 309 amino acids. The transcript has 3 exons. NCBI's taxonomy places the organism in Eukaryota, Metazoa, Arthropoda, Insecta, Diptera, Tephritidae. Gene Ontology annotation, cellular component: membrane. The record is from RefSeq and is a predicted model, not a curated record. Gene Ontology annotation, molecular function: phosphatidylinositol bisphosphate binding.
AGUUGUAUUUAAAUCUUUAUAGUGGGCAGUUCAUACUGGCAUCUUACUUAUAAAUACGCAUACGCCCAGACUAAACACACGUCCAAACAAAUAUGGCCGCCAUACGACCCUUGAGCGCAGAAAUGCAAAAAAUUGCCAUCGAACAGCUAAACGAGGUGCCCGAACGUGUGCCACAGGACAUAGCAGCGUUACGCGACUGGAUACGAAAACAACCACAUUUGCGCGCACGCACCGACGAUCAAUUUUUGGUGAGCUUUCUGCGUGGCUGCAAAUACAGUCUGGAGAAGGUCAAGUCAAAGAUAGAUCAUUUCUAUACGAUACGCACCAUGUUGCCCGGGAUGUUCGCGAAUAACACAAUAGAUGAUCCCAAGAAUUUGCUGAUCGUACGAUCGGGCGGCAUCGUAGCGCUACCGAAAACGCUAGGAGUCGGCGGUCCAGCCAUUGGCUUCUCACGCUAUAAAAUAUUAGAUGAUUUGGGAAUUACCGUUAAGGAUUUCUGCCGUUACACAGCUCUGGUGACGGACAAGAGUAUCGUCGAUACAGACGCUUUCGUAAUAGGCGGUUAUAUGGAAAUCGUUGAUGUUGAUAAAGUCGGCUUGGGUGCGAUGUCGAAACUUGAUCCGAUCACUGCCAAACAAUUCACCACCUACUGUGUCAAAGGCUCAGCUAUUCGUAUCAAAGGUGUACAUAUUAUAAAUGUACCCAAAGAUGGUUUAAGCGCUCUGAAAAUUAUACGAAAUCUCUUCCCAGCUCACAUCAAAGAAAGGUAUUUCAUACACAGUACUAUGGAGGAUUUGUACAAGCAUGUGCCCAAGGAAUAUCUACCAAUCGAAUAUGGUGGCACCAAUGGUUCACUGGCAGAACUGCCGGUGAAACAUGAGAAGGAAUUGAAGGCUUUUAAUAGCUAUUUUGAAGAAAAUGACAAAUAUGGUGUAGAUGAGAAUUUGAGGCAGGGGCAAAAGGCCGACAUGAAUUCGAUAUUUGGACUCGAAGGCAGCUUCCGAAAACUGGAAUAUGAUUAGUGACGUUGAGUAAAAAAUAAAGUGAUUUUUGAUGAAUUGUAAGAAUGCCAUUUGUACUUUUUACAUAAAUCAUUCAAACAAAAUAAAGUAGGGCCAUUUGUCUCACAGACAUUAAUUACUGCAAAUUGAA